CAUGCAUUCAGAGAAAGCAACCAAGAAAGCGGAAAAGAAUGAGGAGCCACUUUCACCUGCAGAGAUAAGUCUCGAAAACUACCGUCAAUUUAAAGCAAAUCCUGGUGAUAAAGUUGUGCCGUGUGUCAUAAUAAAAAGUGAUUACUAUUUGAAGUUGAUUAAACAACAAUUUCAAAAUCUUGAACUUGUUCGACUUGAGACGCCAAUUGUUUUUGAUGAAGUGAGUGGACAACGUCAUAAGCCGGGAUGGGGCUAUAAGUCUGAGGAUAAGAACACAGACAUUUCUUACGUCCCACUUACAGAAAAAGAACUGUUGACUUGUAAGAAGAUGUUUGGAUAUAUAUGGCGUGAUGGAGUGACUUUCGAGAUCGUGGAUGUGUAUUUUGGCCUGAAUGAGGAGGAUUCAAAAGUAGCAGCAGCGAAUAAAUGGAAAAAACUCAUCCACAACAAAGAUGAAGGCUGUACUGAUAGGAUUCUGUUCAACAAGGGAUGUUUCUUCGAUUCAGAGGAGGCGUUUGAGGUCACAGGGAUGGUGGCAACAUCAAAGUGGGUCACAGGGCAGCUCAAGUGGUUUACACAUAACGAAACUGGAUCUAUCUGUUCCGUCAAACCUAAGGAAUGCUACAAGUGGCUCGCUAAUUAUUUCGAACAACUCCGAGCUGCCUUACGGUCAGUUAAUGACCUUUGGCUUGGACCAGCCGUAACUAUUCAGUUAGACGACAAGGAGGGGCUAGUUAUGGCAAGACGAAAGUUGGAGAAAGUUAGCGACGAGAUGUGUGAGAUGGAAAUUGGGCUUAACGAUAAGCUUUCAAUCCUUACGGCGGAAAAUUCUAACCUGACGGCACAGAACUUUAACCUGACGGCGGAGAACGCUAAUAAUAAAGCGGAGAUUUGCAAAUUACAACUGCGUUUGCAAUCGUGGAAGAAGAAGCAACAACAGGCCAAAAAUGUGAAUCGAUUACUUCUGGUGCAGAGAGGGCGACAAAGAUCAAAUGCAGACGUUCCGUGCUUUAUUCCUGUGACCUUUAAGGUGGAUGAAGACGGAAACUUGGAUCAAGAGAACGAGCCCAACUUCGACAUAUUCAGGGAGGAAUCGGCGCAAGAUGAAGAAUCAAGCAGUGAUGAAGACGACGACGGCGUCGAGUAUGCAAGAGUCCCUACAGAUCUCAUCAACGUUGUCACGAAAGUGCUUGACCGUUCCGAAUCCUCUACCGAAACUAGUCUUAAUGGUGCUAAUCCAAAUCAGAAGACUGACCCGUGUGAUGACAAGACCGAACCUAACCGAAAAGUGUUCGUCGUAAAACUGUGUGAUUAAUUAUUUGUCAUUUUUAUACAUUACUUAAUGAACCUUUUUCGGUGCUAUUAUUAUCUAACUAUUAUAAAUUUAUGAACGUGUUGUCAUAAUAAAACAAGCAUUGAUUGUUUCAUUAUCUAUAACUAAC
Molecule: messenger RNA, 1442 nt
Organism: Folsomia candida
Lineage: Eukaryota; Metazoa; Arthropoda; Collembola; Entomobryomorpha; Isotomidae
Exons: 5
Coding region: 2-1315 (437 amino acids)
Source: RefSeq, a predicted model, not a curated record